Molecule: messenger RNA, 1721 nt
Organism: Marchantia polymorpha subsp. ruderalis
Lineage: Eukaryota; Viridiplantae; Streptophyta; Marchantiopsida; Marchantiales; Marchantiaceae
Source: the annotation of a GenBank genome assembly
UUGAGGCGCGCCAUGCGAGUCUGAUGAAGAAGCAGCGCCCGUCGCCCUCGAGCACUUCCCCUUUCUUUCGUUCGGUGCGAGCAUCGAGACCUCGGGCAAGACUGUCACCAUGAUGAGCGCGGCAGCGGGCGCCGCGACCUCAAUUUGUGCACCCGGUCGAUGCCUGCCACGGGCCAGAGGAAGGGCCGAGAAAAUUCCCGUCCAUUCGUGCAGCAGUUCUUCGUCUUUAUAUGGGCGCAGACUGGACAGUUCGAUUUUGUCUUUGCGAGUCACCCGGACGAAACGUGUCACCGGAGCUCGUGCCUCCAGUGCUUCCAGGAUAUCCGUAGAUGAACCAUAUCUCAUCGCGAAGCUUGAUUCCGCGGAGAAUACGUACAAAGAAUUAUCUGUCAGGCUUGCGGAUCCAGAAGUGGCCGGUAACCACUCUGAGUAUCAGUCUCUGGCGAAGUCAUUGUCUGAGCUCGAAGAGGUGGUGGAGAAAUACAGGAGUUUCAAAUCAUGUGAGGAGCAGUUGAUCGAAGCAAAAGAAUUAGCCCAAGACGCUUCUGGGGACAAAGAGAUGGCAGAAAUGGCUGCUGAAGAGAUUAAAGUGCUUGAAACUCAAAUCCAAGAACUUCAGGAGCAAUUGAAGUUGCUUCUUCUGCCAUCUGAUCCUCUGGAUGCGCGAAACAUCAUGCUUGAAGUGAGGGCAGGAACAGGAGGAGACGAAGCAGGCAUAUGGGCCGGAGAUCUUGUUCGCAUGUAUCAAAAAUAUGCCGAAAGGAAUAACUGGAAGGCGAUUCCAAUUUCUUGCACUGAGGCCGAGAAAGGAGGCUACAAGGAAUUUGUGCUGGAAAUCACCGGCGAGCGAGUGUACAGUAAGCUGAAAUAUGAAUCUGGUGUGCAUCGUGUACAAAGGGUUCCUGCUACUGAAUCUCAAGGGCGUGUUCACACGUCUACGGCCACUGUUGCCAUUAUGCCGGAGGUUGAUGAAGUGGAGAUAGUUAUCGACCCGAAAGAGAUCGAACUGACGACUGCCAGAUCUGGUGGCGCAGGAGGCCAGAACGUGAACAAAGUGGAGACAGCUGUGGAUUUAAUUCAUAAGCCUACCGGCAUACGAAUAUUCUGCACGGAGGAGCGCUCGCAGUUGAAGAACAAAAUUCGUGCCAUGCAACUACUUCGUGCCAAGUUGUAUGAAAUCAAAUUAAGGGAGCAACAAGAUAGUAUCAGCAAUCAGCGGAAGUCUCAGGUUGGAACUGGUGCAAGGUCUGAAAAAAUACGUACCUACAAUUACAAGGACAAUCGGGUAUCAGAUCAUCGAGUGAAAAUUAAUUAUGACCUUAUGUCAUUUCUGGGCGGUGAUAUCGACGGUGCAAUCCAGUCAUGCACAGCACUCGAACAAAAGGAGAUGCUUGAAGAACUUGCUGCCUCGACGAUGAAGUCCGGUGUUUGAACUGAUGGAACGCUGUAACCUACGAAAUUAUCGAUGUCUGUAUCACAGUCAAAGUAGGGAGUUUGUCUAAGGGACAAAGUAGACACGCUGUAUGCAGUAAACUUACAUACGGCAAAAAUUUUCUCAAAGGACGAGUUCUGUCAGAAGAUCCCAGGUGUAAAAACCUCUUAGACGAAUGAUAAGUUGAAAAUGAUUCGGGUGUAAUGCAAUUGUUCCUCGUCAUCAAAUGAAUAAACAUUUGUGAGGCUUUAGUGCAUAGUUGGCACAAAAAGCGUUUCGUCAGUUCCCA